GCCAGGACCGAGAGGGCACGUCAUCUCUAUCAAUCAAGGGAACUGCGUGGUUCUCCUCUGAGGAAAUGUCCUCCCCGCACGCCCCGUCCAGCCGCCUGCCUGACCGUGCGUGGUUGUGGAUGCAAGAGAGGCCGGGCAUGAACCGCACUCCCGUCCAAUGAUUAUGCAGGGGAAAGGUGAUAAUGACUUCCUAUCAGGAGGGGAAAGCAGCCCUCAGCUCUCUGCAAAAGAGGUCACAGUGCCGGACCUUGGCGGCAGGUCUCCUCCUGAACCGGAGGUGGACGCGGCUCGUGGAUUUUGUUUGACUCUGUGCACCCCUUCGGACAAUUAUCCUCCCUCUCCUGCUCUCCCAGCACAAUGUUUGACUGGAGAGGGCUACCCUAAACUGGCCUCCCCUCACUCCUCCUGCGUCCCCUGGCGGUGCGCGGCGCAGAGCUCCCCGGGACGCAGAGACUCGGACGCAGAGACGCACUACUUCUGUUUUGGGUCACUUGCAGAGGAAAUUGGCCCGUCGUUUAACUCUGGAGCGUCGGCGGGAAGUUCGGACUGUAAUGGGGCCGCUGUGGAUGACAGGAGCAAAACUUAUGAGUGGAUGAGGGUGAAAAGGAGUCAGCAGAGACCAAGCAGGAUGCACAUGACCUGCUUCAGCACGGGCCUCUGCGUGGAGGAGGUCGGAAACCCGGCUGACCGCACCAACGGGAGCGGAUCCCCAAGGACCAGCUUCAGCACCAAGCAGCUGACCGAGCUGGAGAAGGAGUUCCACUUCAACAAGUACCUGACGCGGGCCAGGCGGGUGGAGGUGGCCGGCACCCUCCGGCUCAGUGAAACGCAGGUGAAGGUUUGGUUCCAGAACAGACGCAUGAAGCAGAAGAAAUUACAGCGGGAUGGGCUGAUCUCGGACUGCCCGGGGGUCCUCCGUGGGACGGGCCUGACCAGGGAAUCUGCGCACCUGAACUCCUGAACCGUACCGAGCGUUAGAGAGCGAUUAGGCGCCAGCCUGCCGGCAGAUGUUUUGAUUCGUGUUUGCAUCGUUUGCAAUCAGGCUUCACCUUUAUUUGUUUACCACGAUGGAUGCUGUGCUCCCGAGAAGCGCGAUGACAGGCUCCCUCCACGCAAGAACGAGUGAAAACGAUUUGUCAUUCAGCCCGGCUUCAGUAUGGGAUCUCUGAUUUGAAUAUUAAAAUGAAUGCCAUUUCAUUGCGCUUCAGUGUGCACAAUGUAAACGAAGAUACAAACUUCUUUAAUUGACCGUGGAAA
This is a messenger RNA of Fundulus heteroclitus (mummichog), 1257 nucleotides long. It is a transcript of the gene hoxc1a, whose product is annotated as homeobox C1a. Gene Ontology annotation, molecular function: RNA polymerase II cis-regulatory region sequence-specific DNA binding; DNA-binding transcription factor activity, RNA polymerase II-specific. The coding region runs from base 158 to 961 and encodes 267 amino acids. Lineage: Eukaryota; Metazoa; Chordata; Actinopteri; Cyprinodontiformes; Fundulidae. The transcript has 2 exons. Gene Ontology annotation, cellular component: nucleus. Gene Ontology annotation, biological process: regulation of transcription by RNA polymerase II. The record is from RefSeq and is a predicted model, not a curated record.